UCGCAGCCGAGCCACAGCCAGCAAGCAGCAGCAGCAGCAGAUUCAUCAGUGCGAGCAAGAUUACUGUGUGCUGUGUGCCGAGCCAGCCAAUAAAAAAAAAAUAAGGCGAGAGUGUUUGAUCAUCGCGUAUAAAUUUUUCUCAAGGUUUUCACAAGCCUUUGAUUUUCUUCCAUUUGAAUUGCAAAAGUGCAAUUAUCGUCGUGGGCGUUGUUCGGAACAAGAGGUGUGUGUUCCAGUGGAAAAUAAGGUGAAUCGCAGAUCCAGCCAGCAGAAGCCGAAUUCAGGUGUUUUGGGUGUUGUCGCACUGAGGAGAAAAAUCGUGCGGAGGAAUUGAGCGAAAAUGCAGGCCAUCAAGUGCGUCGUGGUUGGCGAUGGUGCCGUGGGUAAGACCUGUUUGCUGAUCAGCUACACGACCAAUGCCUUCCCGGGAGAGUACAUUCCGACCGUGUUCGACAACUAUUCUGCAAACGUCAUGGUCGAUGGAAAGCCAAUCAACCUGGGACUGUGGGAUACUGCCGGACAGGAAGAUUACGAUCGUCUUCGGCCUCUGUCAUACCCGCAGACGGACGUGUUUCUUAUAUGCUUUUCGCUGGUCAAUCCGGCCUCGUUCGAGAACGUUCGGGCGAAGUGGUAUCCGGAGGUGCGUCACCACUGUCCGAACAUACCGAUAAUCCUGGUCGGCACCAAGCUUGAUCUCCGGGAUGACAAACAAACCGUGGAUAAACUGCGCGACAAGAAGCUGUCCCCGAUAACGUACCCACAGGGGCUGGCCAUGGCAAAGGAGAUCGGCGCCGUCAAAUAUCUGGAAUGUUCUGCCCUGACCCAGAAGGGCCUCAAAACCGUUUUCGACGAAGCGAUCCGAGCCGUCCUCUGCCCCAUCAUACCGGUGAAAAACAAACGUAAAUGUUCAAUUCUGUAAAUUGAUCCCCCUCCAUUGCAUGUCCCCACAAUUGUCCAAAAAACCCGGUUCAAAAUCAAACAGCCAAACCUCCCCUCUGGAACCAGUAGCUAUCCAAGAAUCGUUCCCUUCCUUCCAUCACCAUCAACCAACACAGACCAGAGAAAAAAAAAGAAAUCAAGAACCCAACUAGUGCAGACGGCAUUUCUCCGCAUUUGUGUUGAAUAGAGUUGUGCAUCAAUCAAAGAAAAAAAGAAACGCGAAGCGACAAAUUUGCCACCCCAUAAAAAGCGCAAACAGUGUUACGAGAGACACAGUGUGUGGUGUAGUGUUCUAAUUGUAUAGCCCCAAAAGUAGAAACCCGCUCCAAUGCGCCCCCGGCCCGGCAGUCCCCACGAUUGGAUUGUUCUCGGGGGGAGAAGUGAAAGCCAUCAACUGGGCCUCUGGUGGACGCAACGGACCCAACCAAACAACAAUACCACACGAUGAUACCAACAAGCGACGACCGGAUGACGGCCGGCGGAGGAUGGAGAUACCACGAGAGGGGAGACGACGCGCGAAACGAGAGGUUGAUUAAAUGGAAAGAUUCACCGUUAUAUAGAUGGCACACCCAAAUACAGACCAAAACCAUAAACACACAAAUGCAAAAAAAAAGCGUUAGGCAAAGCAUAAGUUAACCCAUAUGCUUGGUAUCACUGUUCUGCUGUUGCUACGGCUGCUGUAACUACAAUGAUUAUUGUACCCAUCGUCCCUUAUUUCCCUUUUUUCCCCCGAAAAGCAACAGCGCGCUAGUACGAGAAACCCCAAACAUAAACCCAACUGUUCUACAAUUGCCUAUAUGAAAUUGUUUUUGCUGCCAACGAAACAAAACACAAACACACACAAUCCACAGAGUUGUAGUGGAGUCUUUGAAGUCCCCUCCUUCGGAACGGUUAUUGUGACAUUAAAUCAAAAUAAUGAGAGAAAAUGGAAUAACUGUAAGAUUAAGGUCGAAAAUGAUACCGAAGGUCGUUAAAACCACCAAGCAGGAAAUAUAAAAAAAGAAAAGAGAUGUUUAUUCUGUUUAUUACGUUUUUGUGCUUUUGAAGUAACAAAAGUGGAUGCGUUUAGUUAUUAACUCCUUAUUUUAAGUUUUUCUUUCUUUCAUUUUACUAAGUAUUUAGUGUGGAAGAAAAUCAUUUUUCGAUGCGGAAAAUAAACAAAUUUAGAAGCGAAAAUUUUAUAUCAAAAUGUAUAAUGAAACACACAAAAACACACACAUUUCUUGUCUAGCGAGAGAAAAACUUUUCUACAGCUAAAUAAUCCAUUAAUCAAAGAAGGACAACAGUAGUGUGUGAACGAAUUACUAAAUCAAGAAACGCGCUUACUAGGAACGAAAUCACUACACAAGAAGGAAAGCAAAAAAAAACACAAAACGAAACCAAGUAAAACCGGAAAAAUAGCAUGUACGUUACUGUAAUAAUUAAUAAAUUGAUUAAAUGUUGUAACAUGAGAUUUUUCUUUUUGUUUGUCGCUAGCAAGCUGUUAUAUUUUUGCGACGCCAGUAGGAAAGAUCUUUUUCUAUUCUUUGAACAAAGGCUAUCCAUGUUUGUUUGAUUAUUUUAUGACAUAUGUUUGGAUGUUACGCACAUUCUUAGAGAGAUGCAAUGCAUUUUUACCGUUUUCGAAGUAUUUUCAAAACUGGCAUACAUGUACGUUCAAUCAGAUUCUCUAGUCUCCUAAAUUAAACUGAUUUAAUGACAUUUUACAUAAUGUUGUUUGGCAUAGUCAUUCGACAGUUGUAUUAUAUGACUUUGCGAUUCCUGUAACAACUACAAAAUCCAACAGUUUGGUAGAAGCUUGUAGGAUUUGUUGAAAAUUUGAAAUUCUUUUAGAAAAUUAGAUAUUCCAUUGUACAGGACCAGCUGAACGUAAUUUAGACUGGUAUAAAUUUGCACUAGAAAGAGAUCAUCGGUGGAGUUGCCCUAAUUGGGCUAAAUUUGCUAGGAAAUUAUUCCGAAAUGAUCCCUGAUGUCGCCGAAAAAAAAACAAACAAACAUUUGAUAGAUGAGCAAAGAAGAGAAAGACCUCUUUCUCCAGUAGACUACCAAAAUCCCGAUUCGGCCCUUAGAUGUUUUAACAAAGCGAACGAUGAUAACAAAAUGAGUAUAAAACUUGUCGUAUUAGUGACAAAAGAAGAUGGAAAAUUUAUUGAUAUAACAUUUUUAAUGAGUAUAAACUAUUACAAUUAUUAUUGAAUAAAUUAAUAAAAAAUGAAAAAUAAAGAAAAAAAUACUAGUGAAAAUCA
Molecule: messenger RNA, 3185 nt
Organism: Aedes albopictus (Asian tiger mosquito)
Lineage: Eukaryota; Metazoa; Arthropoda; Insecta; Diptera; Culicidae
Product: ras-related protein Rac1
Exons: 3
Coding region: 341-919 (192 amino acids)
Biological process (GO): engulfment of apoptotic cell; cortical cytoskeleton organization; regulation of cell shape
Cellular component (GO): cell projection; cytoplasmic vesicle; cytoskeleton
Molecular function (GO): protein kinase binding; GTPase activity; GTP binding
Source: RefSeq, a predicted model, not a curated record